Pocillopora meandrina is the source of this 2076-nucleotide messenger RNA. The record is from the annotation of a GenBank genome assembly. NCBI's taxonomy places the organism in Eukaryota, Metazoa, Cnidaria, Anthozoa, Scleractinia, Pocilloporidae.
CAGAAGGCUACUUUGGCCCUGGUAUGGGGUCAUGUUCUGAUUAGUCUCGCCUCGAUCUUGAUUUCUGAAGCGGUAAUCACGGGUGGAGGAAUUCUGGGAUGCAAGCCAUGCGCAAUAGAUGACUGCAAAAACGAAACAAACUGUCCUCUUGGUUUCGUUAUGGACGUCUGUAAUUGUUGUACCAAAUGUCUUCGGGUUAACGGUAGGUUUUGUCUCAAAUUAUGGCAUGACACUCUGGAGAAUAUGUUUUAAUUGGAAUUCCAAACACAAGCAAAUCUAUGACCGAAUGUUAAUUGACUGUAGCAAAUUAAACAUCAAUGGAGCUAUUCCUUCAGACGUUUGUGCGGCGAUUUUUGAUAAUCUAUAAAAAAAAUUGAGAGGAAAAUUGCCGGAUUCAUUUAAGUCUGCGAAAAAUUAUUCCUUUAGCUCUCUGUUAGUGGAGAUAAGUGAAAAAGUAAUGUGCGAAUUAUGGUUUUUGCGUUCAGCUGUUUACCAGGUAAUCGCAAACUAUGCGUCUGCGUAUCACUUUUCGCGUGCCUGCAUUUCCACUCCUCUCAACUAGCUGAAGGCCUGGAAUAGACUAGUUCCAUAUAUAUUGCCGUAGUUAAAUCUUGCUUUUAAAAGCCGUGCGUUAGGAAAGCAAACGAGUCCUGUCAAAUUUUUUUCUCUGGUGAAAAACCUCAGAUUAUAAAACACCUAAAACCGGCCGGGGUGUUCACUGAAAACUCGUCUGAUCCACACUAAGGUUCAGUAUUACAAAAACUGUACGUUGUCAUGGUAAUUAAAUGUGGAUUAACCCUUAUCGUGCCUCAAAACAAAUUUUGAUCAGCUGGCUUUUCCUACUUUUUGGUGUUAGAUUGUAUCAUUCAAUGAACUGUUUUGGACUUCAGUGACAAACUUCACACGUUCGCCUUUUAAAAAAUGGUUAAAUGAAUGUUUGAGAUCUUUUUCACAGCUCAUUUGUUUGUGUUUUGCAGGUCAGACUUGUGGUGGCAAGGGUUAUGUCGUCGGCCGCUGUGGAAAGGGAUUAAAAUGCAAUUUAGCUAGUGCUUCUUAUCAGCAUCCUGUAGGAAUUUGCAUCUCACUUAUCAAACCCACUUCUCAACCAGCUCAAAAACUCUUAAUAGACAGGCCUAUUAACGGCGGGGAAAAUUUUCCUCGACAAGACAUUCCAGGUAGUAAUCACCGAAAAGAGGGGAACGAUUUACCAGGUGAUGAUGCGAAAUAUUACGUUCACCCAAACGGAAUGUGGAGUAUACACACUGUUAAAAUUCAAGAUGAUAUUGCAGCGAGUAAAGUGGAACCCAAUGCGAUGAAUUCAACAGGGAACAAAACACAUGAUCAGGCACUGCACAAGAAAUCCACCAAAGGUAUAAUCAUGUUCAUGAGUGUAAAUCCUUAUUAGGUUCAGGUUGCUGGCCUUUUAAGGUUGGAACUUUCAAAAUUACAUUGGCUAAUGAUGUGAAAGAAAAUCAAAGAGAGAAUUUCCCUUUAAAGACAGUGACACACGCCAAACUAAAACGGCUGCUAUGCCCCAAACAAGAAAAAUAGCGAAAACAGACGAGAGGCCCCACUUCAGCCCCACCUCCCUUUUUAUGCUUUCGAGUGUGACAAAUUAAGAAUAAAAAAGGAAAGGAAAAAAGGAAAAUGAAAACAAACGAGAAAAAAAACAAACAUACAGAAGAUUAUAAAGGAUGGAGAUUACGACGACAGCUGCGAAACUACCCCCUUCUUUUUUUCUUUUCUUUCACUUCACCGCUCUUCGCUAAUAAUUCAUCAACAAAUGAGCUAGCAAUUUUCUUCCUUUAAUAUCCACUUUUUUAAAUUCUCUAUAACUUAGUGAGUAAGUAAAACUGUAUUCAUCAGGUACAAAAAAUGUCAUUCAGAGUCUACAUGGUCAAAAUGUCUUAUUACGGUGAGAAUGAUGUAUUCACUUAGUUUGUUGUUUACAUUUUUUCAGCUUCGGUACAAGAUUCGAUUCCAGAUGUUACUCCGGCGGUGAUUUUCGUGGCUGCAAGUGGAGCCAUAUUUUUAUGUCUAAUUGGUCUGCUAUUUCUCCCCAUUGCGCGAAAAAGA